UGUGACCUCUGCUGAAGAAAUUGUGAGAUGCUGAACAACUUUAUUUGAUCUGAUAGCUGUAUACUGUUUUUACCAUGUUAUUACUUUUAAAGUGGUGCAGUAUAUAUCUAAACAUUACAUGUACAGCUGUUCUGGAAUUAUACACUAGUUGCAACACUUUAACAAAAGCAACCUGAAAAAUUAUAAUGAAAACUUUAAAGACAACUGAUACUCUGACCAAAGCAGAUGUUUAAUGCAUUUCCGAGAAUCUAAUCAGAUAAAUGAAUCCUUACUUAAAUAUGAUAAAGACUCUUAGAAAAAUCUGCUUUUUCAGUCAAGUAGCAUUUAAAUGCUAAUCUGCCCACUGCGACAAAUUGAGCUGAACUAAAGGUUUAGUAUUUUAAAUUUAGUUUGAAAUACUAAAACUUAAUAAUUCACUAUGGAUAGGCUAUUUUAGAAUACAGAAUUUAGAUUUACGAGUCUGCGGUUAGUAGUAAUGUGUCGUUUAUUCAGAUGUGAACAGUAACAGACAUAGGCCUAAAGCAAGGUCAACAAAUCCGACAAGGCAGCAUUACAGGUUCCAGAAAUCUCUUACCCCCUUUAUUUCACACAGAAUGACUUUAAUGUUAAAUGGUAAUGUCUAAAUGCCUCAGCUGUAUGUCUGAUACUGAAACAAAACGAUUUCUAAAAUACAGCAAACACUGACUUUUAAGGAAGAGUGACCUCUUUUCACAGGUUUGUCUAGGUUACUGAUGUUUGAGUUUACAGUCUUAAUGGAGUUCAAACUUUAGUGUGACACCUUUGCCAUGUGUAGCCUACUACAGGGAUUUGUGCGCAAAGCACAAGAAGCUAUUGUUCUCUGCGUCACCCUCAGACUGUUAGACUUUUAUCUCUCUUCGUAUUGGCUGUAAACGGUCCAUUGCCAAAGUACAUGCUGAUAUCACCUAUAGAUACACGCCUUUUAACGUAGCGCUUCAUACAUUCUCACACACUCAAAGGUCAGAGAGUCUGUUUCAGCUUCUGAAGGCAGUAUGAAAGUGUACGUUACGCUGUGCCUGAGUUUGUGCGUGUGUUUACACAAAGCUCUGGCGGAGAGCGAUUCCGAUGCAAUCCUCGAGGACAAAGACGUUCUAGUGCUGACAAAAAGCAAUUUCGAACGAGCUCUUAAACGGCACAACCAGCUAUUGGUCCAUUUCUAUGCGCCUCUUUCUGGCCAGUCCCUUGGCUCCAUCCUUGAGUUUAGGGAAGCAGCCGGUACGUUGAAGGAAGCAGAAUCUGAUGUGAGACUGGGAGGAGUGGAUGUGAAAAAGGAAAAAGAUCUUGCUGCAUCCCUUAACAUCACAAUAAUACCAUCACUACGGCUGUACCUGUCUGGAGACAAGAACAACCCAGUGUACUGUCCUGUUCUUAAGAGCUCCGCCUCCAUCCUAACAUGGCUUAAAAGAAGAAGAGGGCCGAGUGCUGACAUUAUUAGUCAUCUCACACAGCUGGAAAAAUUUAUAGGUGGAGAUGAGCUUGUUGUGCUGGGAUUAUUUAAGGAUCUUGAGGAAGGCAUAGUGAAAGUGUUUUAUGAAACAGCCGCUGAUAUUGCUGACCUGCCCUUUGGAGUAACAGGACAUGAUGAGAUCUUCAGCAAGUAUGAGAUCAGUGGAGAUACUGUUCUUCUCAUCAGGAAGUCUAAACCUGACAAGCAGUUUGAGAUGGGAAGCAGCACAGUGAAGAAAGAUCUUGUUCAAUUUAUCAGACUGUAUGAGAUGGAGCUUGUGACCGAAUACAAUGGCAUGACAGCAUCUAAGAUCCUGAACUCAGAGGUGUUGGACCAUUUUCUUCUGUUUAUUAAUAAGACCGACAAAGGAUUCGAAGAGAUAUACCAUGCUUUUAAAAGCACUGCAGGAAAGCUCAGAGGGAAGGUUCUGUUUGUGAUGAUAGAUGUGAGUGAGUCACGGAAUGGCCGUGUUAUGGAGUAUUUUCGUGUGAGGUCAGAAGAGGCUCCUCAGGUCCGUAUGGUCAAUCUAUCAGACAACGUUCAAUACCAGCUGCCAUCUGAUCAGUUUGACGCGCACACUCUUUUAGAGUUCUGUCUGAGUUACCUGGAUGGGAAAGCUAAGCCUAAGCUGCAAAGUGAGCCAAUUCCUGAAAACUGGGACACGCAGCCAGUGAAAGAGCUGGUUGGGAUGAACUUUGAAAAAGUGGCUUUUAACCAUAAUAAUAAUGUCAUUGUCUUGUUCUAUGCACAGUGGAGCAGUGAAAGUCGUGCUCUGUUUCCACUGUGGGAGGAGCUAGCUGAACAUUUUAGUGAAAAAGAUGAUGUUAUCGUUGCCAAAAUUGACAUUAUGGCCAACGAUGUAAACCUUCAUCUUGGAGAAAAAAACCCAUCGAUCAAAUUAUUUCCCGCUGUUUAUUCAGAGAGGGUAGUGCCAUAUUCUGGCAAGAGGAAGCUGAAACCUAUAAUAACAUUUAUGAAAAAAGAGAUUGAAAAAGCCAUGAAGGACAAAGCCAAGGAGGAGGAACGGAGACAGAAGUAUGUGAAUGAACAGAAGGCUGCGGUGAAAGAGGAACUCUGAUCAUUCACUGUAAUGGCUAGAACUAAAGAAGCUUUAUUGAUUUGUUUGAAACUAAAAUUUUAUUUGAAUAUUUUAGGCAUACAUUACCAUUCAAAAAUUUGGGGUCGAAAUGAAGUAUCGUAUGCUCUCAGAGGCUGCAUUUAUUUGGUUGGAAAUACAGUAAAAAGUAAUUAUUUCAUAUAUUUUUAAAAUGCAAUUUAUACCUGUGAUGCAAAGCUGAAUUUUCAGCAUCAUUACUCCAGUCUUCAGUGUCACAUGAUCCUUCAGAAAUCAUUCUAAUAUGCUGAUUUGCUGCUCAAGGAACAUUUCUUCUUAAAUUGUGCUGCCUAAUAUUUUUGUAAAAAACCAUGACACUUUUUCAGGGAUAGAAAGUUCAAAAGAAUAGCAUUUAUUUGAAAUGGUUUUUGUAACAUUAUAAAUGUAUUUACUGUCACUUUUGAUCAAUUUAAUGUGUCCUUGCUGAAUAAAAGUAAUCAUUUCUUUAAAACAAUUAAUAAUAAUAAUUUAAAAAUUCAAAUAAUUACUGACCCCAAACCGGUUAACCGGCGUACUCUGCACUUAUGACUGGUUAAUUAUCUUGGAAAAAAUUCAGUCUUUAUUAAUUGAAAAAUGUAAUGCAUUGAAAAGAAAAUAUUGACAGUGCAGCACUUAAAAAACACUGUGGCAUACUAGUUGACUAUAUCAAGACAUCACGACCCUGUCGCCAAUUCACCACUUUUCCUUCCUUGGACCACUUUUGAUACUGACCCCUGCGGACUGGGAACACCCCACAAGAGCUGCAGUUUUGGAGAUGCUCUGACCCAGUCAUCUAGCCAUCAAUAUUUGGUCCCUGUCAAACUCGCUCAACAUUUGCCCGUUUUUCCUGCUUCGAACACAUUAACUUUGAGGACAAAAUAUUCACUUGCUGCCUAAUAUACCCACUAACAGGUGCCGUGAUGAAGAGAUAAUCAGUGUUAUUCACUUCACCUGUCAGUGGACAUAAUGUUAUGCCUGAUCGGGGUAGUGUUUGAUAAUAUCAAAGAGUAUAGAAGCCAAGGCAAAACUUAUACAGAGGGUUCAAAAGAUCCAGAAUCUAAAACCACAGGAAUAGCAACAGUCAUAUCAUAACAGGAAGUAAUUCUUGCAAAUAGAACACCAGACUACUUAUCUGUAUUCACUACAGAGUUGAUUGCUAUUGUUAUAGCUUUACAUUGGUUGGAAGAGACACAGAUUAAGACAGCAGUUGUGUCCUCAGAUUCACUGGCGGCUUUAAGAAGUAUUCAGUCGGGACAAUCAA
Molecule: messenger RNA, 3819 nt
Organism: Onychostoma macrolepis
Lineage: Eukaryota; Metazoa; Chordata; Actinopteri; Cypriniformes; Cyprinidae
Exons: 11
Coding region: 1011-2543 (510 amino acids)
Biological process (GO): response to endoplasmic reticulum stress; protein folding
Cellular component (GO): endoplasmic reticulum
Source: RefSeq, a predicted model, not a curated record